ACGUGGAAAGCCAUAUAAAACAUCCGGUCUCAAAUCACAUCAAGUUUGUUUCUAUUAACAAACCAGACCAACGAACGAAAAAUGAAGGCCGUCAUAGCAGCCUUCUUAGUGGCUGUGGUGGCCGUAGCGGCCGACGAGUCAUGUCCGUCCGACUGGUGGGCAAAUGAUAAACUACUGGCCCACGAAGACUGCCAAAAAUUUUAUAUGUGCUCAUUAGGCAUACCAGUAGAGAUGACCUGCUGCUGCGACCUUUACUUCAACAUUGAAACCGGACAGUGUGACUGGCAGUAUAAUGUAGACUGUGGUGAUAGAAACAUUCCAGGAGAAAAUUCUACGCGUACGCUUGAGCUAGAAAUAGAUCCUACCACUUCAGAAUCUACUACCACUGACCCUACAACUGCUGAGUCGACAACUCCUGAGCCUACGAAUACGGAGCCCGCUACUUCAGAACCCACAACCCCUGAACCUACUACAACGGAAUCCGCCACUUCAGAACCUACAACUGCAGAAUCUACAACCACCGAGCCAACAACCCCUGAACCUACGACAACAGAACCAACCACUUCAGAACCUACAACCUCUGAACCUACCACUGCAGAACCCACGAUCACCGAGCCCACAACCACUGAACCUACGACAACCGAACCCGCCACGUCAGAACCCGCAACCUCUGAAACUACCACAACGGAACUCGCCACUUCGGAACCCACAACCCCUGGAACUACGACAACGGAACCCACCACUUCAGAAUCCACAACCCCUGAACCUACUACAACGGAACCCGCCACUUCAGAACCCACAACCCCUGAACCUACUACAACGGAACCCGCUACUUCAGAACCCACAACUCCUGAACCUACGACAACUGAAUCCACCACUUCAGAAUCCACAACCCCUGAACCUACUACAACGGAACCCACCACUUCAGAAUCCACAACCCCUGAACCUACUACAACGGAACCCGCCACUUCAGAACCCACAACCCCUGAACCCACAACUCCUGAACCUACGACAACUGAAUCCUCCACUUCAGAAUCCACAACCCCUGAACCUACUACAACGGAACCCGCCACUUCUGAACCCACAACCGCUGAGCUCACAACCCUUGCACCUACCACAACACCCGCGCCUGGGUGGCUCGAGAACGGUUGCCCCGUGGACCCCCACAUCCACUGGCUGCUGCCUGUGGAGGGAGACUGCAACGGGUUCUACUACUGCGUGUGGGGAGAGCUAGUCCUGCGAGCCUGCCCGUCCACCCUGCACUUCAAUAAGGAACUCCAGGUCUGCGACUGGCCCGCAAACGCUGGUUGCAAUUCUUCUAUACCUACAACAACACAAUCCACUACUCCAGAACCUAAUGCCACUACGUCCACAACCUCUAAAGAUACCACCGUGAAACCCACAACACCCACGUCUGGGUUUCUUGAGAACGGUUGUCCUACGAACCCCCACGUCCACUGGCUGCUGCCUGUGGAGGGAGACUGCAACGGGUUCUACUACUGCGUGUGGGGAGAGCUAGUCCUGCGAGCCUGCCCGCCCACUCUGCACUUCAAUAAGGAUCUCCAGGUAUGCGACUGGCCCGCAAAUGCUGGCUGCAACUCUUCUGAACCUCCAACUGAAACGGUACCUACCACUCCAGAACCUACGACCACUGAUCCUACUACAACGGAACCCGCCACUUCAGAACCCACAACCCUUGAACCUACGACAACGGAACUCGCCACUUCAGAAUCCACAACCCCUGAACCCACAACCCCUGAACCUACGACAGUUGAAUCCACAACUCCUGCAUCUACAACCACGGAACCCACAACACCCGCGCCUGGGUGGCUCGAGAACGGUUGCCCCGUGGACCCCCACAUCCACUGGCUGCUGCCUGUGGAGGGAGACUGCAACGGGUUCUACUACUGCGUGUGGGGAGAACUGGUUCUGAGGGCCUGCCCGCCCACACUGCACUUUAAUAAGGAUAUCCAGGUCUGCGACUGGCCCGCAAACGCGGGUUGCAACUCUUCUGUACCUAUAACAACACAACCUACCACUCAAGAACCAAAUGCUACUACGCCCACAACCCCUAAAGAUACCACCGUGAAACCCACGACACCCACGUCUGGGUGGCUCGAGAACGGUUGUCCUACGAACCCCCACAUCCACUGGCUGCUGCCUGUGGAGGGAGACUGCAACGGGUUCUACUACUGCGUGUGGGGAGAACUCGUUCUGAGGGCCUGCCCGCCCACCCUGCACUUCAAUAAGGAUCUCCAGGUCUGCGACUGGCCCGCAAAUGCUGGCUGCAACUCUUCUGAACCUCCAACUGAAACGGUACCUACCAGUCCAGAACCUACGACCACUGAUCCCACAACCACUCAAUCCACAACCCCUUUACCUACUACAACAAAACCCACCACUUCAGAACCCACAACCCUUGAACCUACAACAACGGAACUCGCCACUUCAGAACCCACAACCCCUGAACCUACCACAACGGAACCGGCCACUACAGAACCCACAACCCUUGAACCUACUACAACGGAACCCACCACUUCCGAACCCACAACCCCUGAACCUACGACAAUAGAAUCUACAACUCCUGCAUCUACGACCACGGAACCCACAGCACCCGCGCCUGGGUGGCUCGAGAACGGUUGCCCCGUGGACCCCCACAUCCACUGGCUGCUGCCUGUGGAGGGAGACUGCAACGGGUUCUACUACUGCGUGUGGGGAGAACUGGUUCUGAGGGCCUGCCCGCCCACCCUUCACUUUAAUAAGGAUAUCCAGGUCUGCGACUGGCCCGCGGACGCAGGUUGCAAUUCUUCUGUGCCAUCGACAACACAACCCACCACUCCAGAACCUAACGCCACUACGCCCACAACCCCUACACCUACCACCGUCGAACCCACAACACCCGCAGCUGGGUUCCUCGCGAACGGUUGCCCCGUGGACCCCCAUAUCCACUGGCUGCUGCCUGUGGAGGGAGACUGCAACGGGUUCUACUACUGCGUGUGGGGAGAACUGGUUCUGAGGGCCUGCCCGCCCACCCUGCACUUCAAUAGGAGAAUUCAAGUUUGUGACUGGCCCAGAGAUGCUGGUUGCAUCACAGCGCUGAACAAACACGACAUGGGACAAUACUCUAGACUUUUUGCCACGGAACUUUUCAGGGGCAUAACAAAUUCCAGAAUCUGAACUGAUGCAUAAUUUCGAAAGCGACAAACGCGUUUGCGG
Cydia fagiglandana is the source of this 3216-nucleotide messenger RNA. Its product is annotated as mucin-2-like. The transcript is spliced from 12 exons. Gene Ontology annotation, molecular function: chitin binding. Lineage: Eukaryota; Metazoa; Arthropoda; Insecta; Lepidoptera; Tortricidae. Bases 82 to 3177 code for a protein of 1031 amino acids. Gene Ontology annotation, cellular component: extracellular region. The record is from RefSeq and is a predicted model, not a curated record.